Gadus macrocephalus (Pacific cod) is the source of this 1901-nucleotide messenger RNA. RefSeq lists its product as uncharacterized. The record is from RefSeq and is a predicted model, not a curated record. Bases 229 to 1167 code for a protein of 312 amino acids. Lineage: Eukaryota; Metazoa; Chordata; Actinopteri; Gadiformes; Gadidae. The transcript is spliced from 4 exons.
GACCUCUGAGCCGACUGUUUACUGCCAGUACUGCAAGAAAGGGAAACCUCAGGAGACAUCUGACAGAAGUCCACUCUCUACCGAGCAAACCCAUUAUCUGUGUGGACAAACACAAUGGACUAUACUUGACCCCCAAAAAUGACACAGGUGGUGUGAUCCAUCCCAUCCAGGUUGCGAAAUCCACUGUAACACAAAUAAUUGACUGAAAAUGAGGAGUGUCGCACUGCAAUGCAGUUAGCGUUUUCCCUAGGACUCCCAGGGCAAGAAUGCAGCCAUUUCCAAAGAGCCAACAAUGUACAGCCUUACGUGGCACAGGCAUGUCUGCUACCCGAGGUACUGGAGGACAUGGAAACCAAGGGCCUACUCUCUUCAGAGAGCGCAAAGCAAUGUUGUAAACUCCUUGAGGCCUCCUACAGUGCUGUAGAUGCCGUUUACAGAAUCAACUCCGGGGAAAUGGGAUAUUCCUCCAGACUUCUGUUUUUCUCAACAUUUACCAACAAAAAGGACAGUUGGUGCAGAUUCAAACGCACCAUUGUUACAUUCGACAGCACAGCAGGGCAGUGGAGCUGCAGAUGUGGAGGACAUGCCCAGAUCCAUAGCUGUGUACAUCGCAACCUGGCAAAGUGGUGGAUUUUUCAAGAGUCGCCGCAUCUCUUGGUCAAAAGAACCAAAAGUCAUAGCGACAACAUCGAUGACUUGGACACACACAUGGUGGAGGUUGAGACCCCUUGUGAUUCAUAUAAUGAGGAUGAGAGCAAGGUUAGGCUGAUGACAGAGUACAUUUACAGCACCAAAAGAAUACAGAGGGACCUUCCAAUAGCUCUCAAAACGAAGGAAAAAGAACCUACUACAUUUUUACCCACGGAGACACAGUGUCCAUAUUGUGAGGGCCCCACUCCACCAGACCUGCUCCCACACAAAGUCAUCAGAACAUAUGCUGUAGUGUGUGGCAUGACUUAUGUGAAAAAAGGGUUGUCUGUUGCUGUUAAGAAGUGCCCUCGAUGUCAUAACAGUGUGCGUUUUCAGGACUAUCAGUCAGGAUUCCACAAUUACAAUGACCGGCUAUUUCUCACGAUACCAUUAAGUGAAUACCUUCUUGCUGGAUUGGCUGUAAGUCCCACAUUGCACAAAAUGCAAUCGUUUUUUUCCGAACACUGCUUAUUUUAAUAAUUAAUUUUUCCAAACUUAUUUUCAUGCAUAACAAUUAAUACAGACAAUACAUCACAUUCUUUAACUGGUGUCAAUUCACAAGCAAUGGUCUAUUUGUUAGAACUAGUUGAAUAUUCAAUAUCUCGUUGCUAUUCUCCGAAAGCGUUGAUUAGUAAUUGGGGAAAUUUCUUGUUCUCGUUUUCUUGAUUUUCAGAAUAAAACUGAAAUUGGCUGCAUAUUGUCAACCAUCACUCAGUUUAAUGGCAUCCACUACCAUCAUGACACCAUGAGUAAAGCAUUCCACCACUACCUCUCCUUGUGUGAAUUUAAGUUUGAAUUCUUUUGCUAUCAGUGUGGGCACCAUCCUGCCAUCCUGAUAGCUGAUGCCAACUGGAAAUUAGCCUUUGAUCUUCCAGUUGAGACUUUCAAAAGGCCAAAUUUAGAUGAGAUUACAGAUGGAGACUUACAGAUGAAUAUCAAAACUACGUGGUGUACGCAGGAAAAAGAAAUGAUUGCUGAAGGUUUCACUGCAGGAAGCAAAACAACAAACCCAUACAAGGGUCAACAAUCCUAUUCCACGCUUGCUCCGUGGAUGGGAAAGUACACACGGGUUGGGCAUGUUUUUCCGAAGACAGACAGAGGUGAAAAAGGGAAUAAAGACAAGAAAGGAUAAUACUCAAGUCGCCUCAAAAUUCGUAGAUGAGGAUGUCAUUUUGUCUCUUAUUGAAACAAAAAAGGUAGGCCAUAUGUUU